Molecule: messenger RNA, 1367 nt
Organism: Parus major (Great Tit)
Lineage: Eukaryota; Metazoa; Chordata; Aves; Passeriformes; Paridae
Gene: PDCD7
Product: programmed cell death 7
Exons: 6
Coding region: 44-1084 (346 amino acids)
Source: RefSeq, a predicted model, not a curated record
UGAGGCGGGAUCAUGGCGGCGCGCUGAGGGCUGUGGCGGGAUCAUGGCGCAGCCGCCGCCGUUCCCCUCCCGCCUCCCGCCGCCCUUCCGUGCCUUCCCGCCGCCCUUCCCCGGCCCCGCCGUCCGCCCAGCGCCCUUCGCGGUCGGGCCGGUGGCACCCCCGCCUUUCUUCUUGCCGCCGCCGACGGGUGAGGGGGGACCGCGCUUCCCGCCGGGCGUCCCCUACUUAGGCGACGAGCCGGGCUGGGCCCGGGCGCGGGAGGAGGCGGAGAUGGCGCUGAGGGAGCUGCGGGAGGUCGUGCGGCCCCUGCGGGAGCCCGGGUACGGCGAGGCGCUGCGCAGGAAGGCCGAGAGGGCGAGGAAGAGGAGGCUGCGCCUGCAGAGGAGGAAGCACGAAGCCAGGGCGGCCAAGGAAGAGGAGGCGGCCCGGGCCGCCGAGCGAGAGGCCAAGAUCGACCAGUGGCGGGCUAAGUGCAUCCAGGAGGUGGAGGAGAAGAACCGGGAACGAGAGCUGAAGGCUGCUGCUGACAGUGUCCUGUCUGAAGUCCGGAAGAAACAAGCGGAUACAAAGAGGAUGAUGGAUGUCCUGCGCGGUUUGGAAAAGCUUCGGAAACUGAGGAAAGAAGCUGCUGCCAGGAAAGGUGUUUGUCCACCUCCUUCAGCAGAUGAAGCAUUUGAAAAUCAGGUGGAGAGUCUCAAAACGUUGCUCAAAACUCGCACAGAACUGUAUGAAGCUGAGGAAAGAGCAUUAAGGGUUAUGCUGGAGGGAGAACAGGAGGAGGAAAGGAAGAGGGAAAUGGAAAAGAAACAGAAGAAAGAAAGGGAAAAACUACUACAGCAGAAACUGGAAAUUGAUUCCAAGCUGUUUGGGGAUCCAGCUGAAUUCCCACUUGUCCAUUUGCUGCAGCCUUUCAGAGACUACUACUUACAAGCUGAACAUUCUGUAGCAGCCCUAAUCCAGAUCAGGCAUGAAUGGGAUCAGUACUUGGUGCCAGCUGACCACCCUGAAGGAAGCUGCAUCCCUCCAGGAUGGGUUCUCCCAAGUCUCCCCACCAAUGACACUUGGGCCACUGCUGUCAGAUAAUUUAGUAAUAAAUUAUUUCAACGUUGGAGGAUUGCUUCAUUAUAAUUAUAUGUAAAUAUGAGGGUCCAAAGAGGAAGUCUCAUCCUCUCUUUCGGCAGCCAGGUACUGGAAUGUCUUUACUGCAACGUCUUGAAAAAGUUUAAGAAUUGUUUUUGCUGAUUGACUGUGCAGGGAGAUAGCUGAGCAAGCCCAGAGCUUCCAGGCCUCUCAUGCUGUGGAAUUACAAUUUGGCUGUGAGUUCUUGUUAAAUCUCAAUCUUAAUAAAGGAACAUUGCUGAUGGUA